AUGACAUCAAGAUCUCCAAUCUCACUUGCAAGUUUAAUGAACGACCCGACACCUCCACCCCAGCCACAAUCACAGUCACAACCUCGUUCACAAUUUCCCACAACAACAACACAAACUUCAAUGCAACAACAAUCUCAAGAACCAUCCCUUCAACAAUCAGAUUCUAAAAAGACUUUGUUGUCCACUUCAUCCCCAGAAGGUAUUCAGGUUGCAUCCAAGAUUACCCCAACACGUUUGGCCAAUCUACUUAUACGCAAAGGACCAUUGCCAAUACGUCAUAUUACUUCUCAGUUGGCGUUGGAAGUACCAUCAUUUGAGUUAUUAUCGUUAUCUAAACAACGUAGAUUAAUUAUGGCCGCCAUGGAACAAACCGAUACUGUGAAUAAUGUUGUAUUUGAAAAGAUUGGUUGGGGACAAUGGGCGGUUCGGAAAAUAGAUUCGGAUUAUAUUGUGACUGAAGGAACCGAGAAAUCAUCAAAUGCCAAUACUUCUGGUAGUAGUGGUAAUGGGUCUGCUAAUGAGAAAUUAAUCAAUGUCAAUGAUUUGAGAAAUCAACUGAAUUUGAAAUUAGGUUGGUCGAAAAAGAAAAAACUGGUUAGUGCUAGCGCUGGUGCUGGCUCUGGUGCUGGAUUGAAUUCACGUAGAGAGUCCAUAACUAACCAUGUCAAAUCAUUACACAACAUUAAAUUACCAAAUGAAAGUAUCGAUAAUGCUAUUGCUUCAGAAUCAAGUGACGAUGAUGAUGACGACGAUCAAGAGGGAAUAGAUGAGUAUGCUUUAUCUGAUACUGAAUCUUCCGACGAAGAAAUGUUUGCCUUUGAUGAGAAAAAUAGGGCCAGCUCAAGUGUGAGUAACCCAAUAACUGCUAUAUCAGAACAUACUGUUCUUGGCAGCCCACCUAUUAAAUUUGCUAGAAGAGUUCCAAUAAAGAUCAGUCCGCCCCCAGAAGUUGGAGCAAUCAAUGGCUCUGGGAACAUGGCAAGUUCUGCUAGUCGAAGAAGAAAAUCGUCGUCUUCGGUAUCCAAUUCAAUCACCAAACCUUACAGACAGCAUUUGUUCAACACUAGAUCGAGAUUAAACUCAAUAGAGAAUUUAGAUAAUUACAUUGUCUCGUCAGCAAAAAACUCAAGUGUUCUGAUUAGUUCCCCACCUCCGCCAAUUUCAUUUAGCUCAUCACCAGCCACGUCCGUGGCUUAUGACGAACAUUACAAUUUAAAUCAACAACAACUGCUGCUGUUUCAACAAAAAUUACAGCAACAGCAACAACAACAAAAAAACCAAAGAAGAAAAUCUUCAUUCAAUGAAUCACACGUGAGAUCCACAUUAUCCAAUGUGAAAACAAGUUCUGACGAUACUGAUGAAGAGGAUUGGGCUGCUAUGGGUCCUGAAUCUCUUCGUAAGAAUCGCAAAAACAGUAUUCCUGCCGCUUUAAGAAAUGAUAUUGAUUCCAGUGGUGUUGAUGAAGAAGAAAAAUCUGCUGCCUUUGCAUUAGUUGAUCUAAUGUCAGUAUAA
Molecule: messenger RNA, 1512 nt
Organism: Candida albicans SC5314
Lineage: Eukaryota; Fungi; Ascomycota; Pichiomycetes; Serinales; Debaryomycetaceae
Gene: STB3
Product: Stb3p
Exons: 1
Coding region: 1-1512 (503 amino acids)
Biological process (GO): positive regulation of transcription from RNA polymerase II promoter by glucose
Cellular component (GO): nucleus
Molecular function (GO): sequence-specific DNA binding
Source: RefSeq, a predicted model, not a curated record